Messenger RNA from Prosopis cineraria, 990 nucleotides. RefSeq names its product truncated transcription factor CAULIFLOWER A-like. The transcript is spliced from 8 exons. The coding region runs from base 135 to 881 and encodes 248 amino acids. The record is from RefSeq and is a predicted model, not a curated record. Gene Ontology annotation, cellular component: nucleus. Gene Ontology annotation, molecular function: DNA-binding transcription factor activity, RNA polymerase II-specific; RNA polymerase II cis-regulatory region sequence-specific DNA binding; protein dimerization activity. Gene Ontology annotation, biological process: positive regulation of transcription by RNA polymerase II. Lineage: Eukaryota; Viridiplantae; Streptophyta; Magnoliopsida; Fabales; Fabaceae.
CAUUCUCCUUCUCUCUUUCUUCUUCAACCCUUUGGGUUUCCCCUGUUUGGGUAAUUUUAUCGGGAAAAUCCAACGGAAAAAGAAGAAAUUUAUCAUUACACCAAUAUAUAUAUUAUAAGUAUAUUUAUGAAGAUAUGGGAAGAGGUAGGGUUCAGCUGAAGAGGAUAGAGAACAAGAUCAACAGGCAAGUUACGUUCUCCAAGAGAAGGAUUGGGUUAGUGAAGAAAGCUCAUGAGAUCUCUGUGCUCUGUGAUGCUGAGGUUGCUUUGAUCGUCUUCAAUCACUCAGGAAAGCUCUUCGAAUAUGCCACUGAUUCUUGCAUGGAGAACAUUCUGGAACGCUAUGAAAGAUACCAUUAUAUUGAGAGGCAGCUUGCUGGAAACGAUACUGCGACACAGGAAAACUGGACCAUUGAGUAUUCUAGACUGAAGGCCAAGAUUGAUCUUUUGCAGAGAAACCAGAGGCAUUAUAUGGGAGAAGAUCUUGCUUUACUCAACCUCAGAGAGCUUCAGAGUCUAGAGCUACAGUUAGAAACAGCUAUCAAACAUAUCCGUACACGCAAAAACCAGCUCAUGUACGAGUCCAUUUCUGAGCUUCAGAAAAAGGAGAAGGUGAUGCAGGAACAGAAUAGCAUGCUUGCAAAGAAGAUAAAAGAGAGGGAGAAGGCAGCAGCAGGAGAGGCACAAGAAGCACGAUGGGUGCAGCCAAGCCAUGAAGCAGCAGAUCCUAAUCCUUCUUUUUUAUUCCCACACCCUCUUCCCACUUUAAACAUCGGUGGUAAUUACGUUGAAGAAGAGACUGCAGCGGGAAGGAACGAUCUUGAUCUGACGCUGGAGCCACUGUAUGGCUGCCACCUUAGCUGCUUUACUCCCAGAUUAUAAAUUAUAAUUAUAAUUAUAAUGGAUUUGGCUAUCCAGGAUUGGCUUUUGACUUGUUCUUUCACUUCUUUUACUAUUUAUGUUAUUUUGUUUGUCUAUUUUGGAGGGUUUU